This is a messenger RNA of Anopheles nili, 3074 nucleotides long. It is a transcript of the gene side-VII, whose product is annotated as neural cell adhesion molecule 1. The record is from RefSeq and is a predicted model, not a curated record. Bases 303 to 3074 code for a protein of 923 amino acids. Lineage: Eukaryota; Metazoa; Arthropoda; Insecta; Diptera; Culicidae. Gene Ontology annotation, molecular function: protein binding. The transcript has 13 exons.
GGCGGGCUGAUCGAUGAAUUUGUGGCAUCCGGGUAGCGUUUGUGUGCGUCUGUGCAAAGAAGCAUCGCUCGUAACGACCAGCUGGAGCGUCGAAAUUACAUUUUCAUGUGUAGAUCGGUCGGUGGAGGGCAAAAACGCUCACUGAAAGCAUUUUAAGGUAUAACUUUCGCGGUCGAGAACCAACAGCCGUGGCGUUGCGUUAGCUGGAAGCUCCACAGGCAGCCCGCAGUUGAAAAUAGUUGUGAAAAGAGAAAGAAAAAGGAACCCAGUUCAAACGAACAUAAACUAAUAAUACUCUCACGAUGGAGUCCACAAUGCUGCUUCAGCUGGCCGGAAUGAUGCUGUUGUUCAUCGUACCGUAUACAGCCAGCGUUAAAGAUGUUCCUGUCGUGACGAUGGAGGCGCUCGUCGGCGAGACAAUCUAUCUGCCGUGCAACGUCAGCACGCACGAGCCGGGUGACAAUGUCGUGCUGGUCCUGUGGUACCGGGAAGAUAAAGGAUCGCCCAUAUACAGUGCGGACACGCGAGGACGUGACGUGUCGUCGGCUAAACGCUGGUCGGACGACUCCAUGUUCGGCGAUCGCGCCUACUUCCAGUUCGAGAAGGAACCGGCCGAGCUGGCCGUGCAGAAUGUCCGCGAAACCGACAGCGGCAUGUACCGGUGCCGGGUGGACUUUAUCGUAGCGCAAACUAGGAAUAGUGUCGUAAAUCUAACAAUAAUCGUCCCGCCGGAGCGGAUGGUGAUACGUGAUCAGCUCGGGAUGGAACGCACGACGGUGGCCGGUCCGUACAGUGAAGGAGACAACAUAAGGCUACGGUGUGACGUGUACGGUGGACGGCCAACACCGACCGUGUCCUGGUACCGGGAUGGCGUACCGAUGGUUGCCGAAACCAAGUACAUGCCGGUUGGGAAGCAUCUGCGCAGCGAGAUCGCACUUGGACCGCUCACACGGCAGGAUCUGCACACGAAGCUCGUCUGCCGGGCGACUAACCACGCCCGGGCCAAUCCGGUGGAGCAGUCCGUCCAGAUCGAUAUGAACUUUGCUCCACUCAACAUAAGACUGAUCGGCGCCCAUCAACCGUUGUCGGCCGGCCGAAGAUAUGACCUCCUGUGCCAAAGUGCCGGCUCGCGGCCCGCAGCGUCCAUCACCUGGUUCCUGGAUGGUGUGCGGCUCGACAAAAGCAAGGAAACCACGUCGGCUGACGGCAACCAAACCACGAGCACACUAUCCAUCGUCCUGAACCGGACCGAUGCGGGCAAAUAUUUGUCCUGCAAGGCGUACAACACCUACGUCCAGUCUGACGCUCUCGAGGACGGCUGGCAGCUCGAUAUCCAGUACGUCCCUGACGCGCUGGUAAGGCUCGGUAGCUCCUUAGACCCGGACGCGAUCCGUGAGGACACCGACGUGUACUUCGACUGCAUCGUUAAGGCGCACCCGGCCGUGUACAAGGUCGAAUGGAAGCACAACAACAAAACGCUAACACGCAACAUAUCGCAGGGUGUCAUCAUCAGCAAGCAUUCGCUGGUGCUCCAGCGCGUUUCCCGCACCACGGCCGGCAACUACACCUGCGUGGGCUUUAAUGCCGAGGGCGAGGGCAGCAGUCCCAUGUUCGAGCUGAACGUGAUGUAUGCACCGACUUGCGCCCCAAACCAACCGCGCGUGUACGGCGUGGCCAAGCAGGAAAACGCCGAGAUACGCUGUGUCGUCGACGCCAAUCCACCCGACGUCGAGUUCAAGUGGACGUUCAAUAAUUCAGCCGAAAGUAUCGACGUCCAGGCGAGCCACAUUUCGAGACUCGGAACGUCGUCGAUCGUCUCGUACACGCCGAUGACCGAACUGGACUACGGUACGCUGCUCUGCUCAGCGACCAACAAGAUCGGCAAGCAGCGACAACCGUGCGUUUUCCACAUCAUAGCCGCAGGACGCCCGGACCAAGUGCACAACUGCACGGUGGCAAACGUUUCGAUGACCUCACUGGCCGUGCGGUGCUACGAGGGCUUCAACGGUGGCCUAGCGCAGUCCUUUUUCCUCGAGCUGCGCGACAGCCACACGCAGGAGAUGCGCUUUAACAACACGUCGCCGGUGCCGCGUUUCACCGUGCCAAAUCUACACCCGAGUGCCGCCUACCAGCUGGCGGUGUACGCGUUCAACUCGAAGGGCCGCUCGGAACCGUACGUCAUGAGUGCUGCCACCCAGCGGUUGCCCGAGAAGCAGAUGAAGGACUCCGAGAAGGUCGAACGGCCCCGGUCUCCGUUGCCACUAACGCCAACGCUCUCGAUCGCGAUCGGGCUCGCAGCUGCCGUGGUGAUUGGCAGCUGUGCCAUCGUGCUGGCACUGAAGUUUCCGUGUGGGGCCAGUGGACGCCGGAAUAAGGAUGCCGCUCAGGGUACGACCGUAAGGACGUCCUCGCCUGGACCGAGUGAUAAGAGCGUCGCCAGCAAGGACUACGACGGCAAUGAGAGUGACGAGAAGAACCCCGACGUUAUCCCGGACACCAUCGAUUCGGACGAUCAGAUGGAGUACAUCAAGCGACGACAACACAUAUCGACCAUCGACACAAGCAGCCCAAGCCGGCUGUUACUGACGACCACGGCCCCGAACCAGGCCUUCAUGGGUUCCUCAAUGGCGGCCGCUCUACACGCGAAUCACGCCUCCACGCUGGGCUAUUGCACGUUACGCAACGGUGCACCACAACCCUCCAACUCCAUCACGAACGUGUCGAUGUGCCACGUGCCCUCGACCUUCGCAGCAGCCUCCCACACCACCUGCACUCUUCCCCGCCACCCAGCAUCCAUCGGUGGAUCCGGUCCAGGACCUCUAGUACCCGCCGGUCACCAUUGGCCGUCGUACGGAGGCACGAUCGCUGGCGUGCGCAAUAUUACGGCCAUUUCGGUCACAAGCCAGCAGGGUUCACCGGGAGCAGCAGGAGCAGCAGCAGCACCACCACCACCAUCGACCAUCGCCAUGCAGCACCUGGGACCGGGCGGACGUGCGCGUGUCUGCAUCGGACUGCCCGAGGACGAGGUGUCCGCCGAUACGCCGCUGAUGAUGAAACGCGAGAGCACCGUAUGA